Impatiens glandulifera is the source of this 2240-nucleotide messenger RNA. Its product is annotated as glycine--tRNA ligase, mitochondrial 1-like. The record is from RefSeq and is a predicted model, not a curated record. Gene Ontology annotation, molecular function: glycine-tRNA ligase activity; ATP binding. Gene Ontology annotation, biological process: mitochondrial glycyl-tRNA aminoacylation. Bases 168 to 2048 code for a protein of 626 amino acids. The transcript has 9 exons. Lineage: Eukaryota; Viridiplantae; Streptophyta; Magnoliopsida; Ericales; Balsaminaceae. Gene Ontology annotation, cellular component: cytoplasm; mitochondrion.
AAACCCUAGCAAAAUUGCGAAGCCCUCUGUUCUUCAGUCCCCCACAGUUCCCACAAGUCCAGACAGUGGCAAAAUAUCUUCAGAUCUUUCAGAUAGGGAAGAAGAUAUCUACAGUCGCGGCCAAAAUUCAAUCCAGACAUCUUCAUUCUGAUCCUAGGAUAGAGAAAAUGAGCGCCGCACAAGAAGCUCACAACAGGGAGGCCUUCCGUCAAUCCGUCACCAAUACUCUCGAACGCCGUCUUUUCUACAUUCCUUCCUUCAAGAUUUACCGUGGUGUUGCUGGCUUAUACGAUUAUGGACCACCCGGCUGCGCCGUUAAGUCCAAUGUCCUUGCUUUCUGGCGUCAGCACUUUGUUCUGGAAGAGAGCAUGUUGGAAGUGGAUUGCCCAUGUGUAACACCAGAGGUUGUAUUGAAAGCAUCUGGACAUGUUGAUAAGUUCACUGAUCUCAUGGUUAAGGAUGAAAAGACUGGUACUUGCUACCGUGCAGAUCACUUGCUCAAAGAUUUUUGCAAGGAAAAGAUUGAAAAAGAUCCUAAUCUAUCUGAAGAGAAGGCUGCUGAGCUGAAGCAUGUUCUUGCAGUCUUGGAUGAUCUUUCUUCUGAAGAAUUGGGUGCAAAAAUUAAGGGGUAUGGUAUUACAGCGCCUGAUACUAAGAACCCUCUUUCUGAUCCAUAUCCAUUCAACUUGAUGUUUCAAACUUCUAUUGGACCUUCUGGUGUGAGCCGUGGGUAUAUGCGCCCGGAAACUGCUCAGGGCAUUUUUGUGAACUUUAAGGAUCUUUACUAUUUUAAUGGAAACAAACUCCCUUUUGCUGCUGCACAGAUUGGCCAAGCCUUUAGGAAUGAGAUUUCCCCUCGACAAGGUCUGCUAAGAGUACGUGAAUUUACAUUGGCUGAAAUAGAACAUUUUGUGGAUCCAGAGGAUAAAUCUCAUCCUAAGUUCCCUGAAGUUGCAAAGUUGGAAUUCUUGAUGUUCCCUCGGGAAGACCAAGUUUCUGGAAAGUCAGCAAGGAGAUUGUGCAUUGGUGAAGCGGUUACCCAGGGAAUUGUUAACAAUGAAACACUCGGGUACUUCAUUGGGAGAGUCUAUUUGUUUCUUACAUCUCUUGGUAUAGACAAGGAACGCUUGCGAUUCAGACAACAUCUUGCAAAUGAGAUGGCCCACUAUGCUGCAGAUUGUUGGGAUGCUGAGAUUGAAUGCUCUUAUGGCUGGAUUGAAUGCGUUGGUAUAGCUGAUAGAUCUGCAUAUGAUUUACGUGCUCACACAGAUAAAAGUGGUGUGGCCCUAGUAGCAGCUGAAAAGUUUGCAGAACCAAGAGAAGUUGAGAAACUCGUUAUAACACCCAUAAAGAAGGAGCUGGGCCUUGCUUUCAAGGGUAAUCAGAAGAUGAUAGUUGAAGCAUUGGAGGCAAUGGGGGAGGAAGAAGCUUUAGAAAUGAAAACGAACUUGGAUUCAAAGGGAGAAGUACAAUUUCGCGUUUGCACACUUGAGAAGGAUGUGACCAUUAAGAAGGGCAUGGUGACAAUCUCCAAGGAGAUAAAGAAGGAACACCAAAGGGUCUUCACACCAUCAGUUAUUGAACCUUCCUUUGGCAUUGGGAGGAUUAUUUACUGUCUUUACGAGCAUUCCUUUUAUACCAGGCCUAAUAAAGGCGGAGACGAGCAAUUGAAUGUUUUCCGUUUCCCUCCAUUAGUGGCACCCAUCAAAUGCACCGUCUUCCCAUUGGUUCAGAAUCAAGAAUAUGAAGGGGUCGCCCGAAGCAUUGCUAAAGCUCUAACUGCUUUCGGAAUCUCUUAUAAGAUUGAUCUCACAGGUACGACGAUUGGGAAGAGGUACGCGAGGACAGACGAGCUUGGCGUGCCACUUGCGAUUACAGUUGAUUCGACGACAACAGUUACAUUAAGGGAGAGAGACAGCAAACAUCAGAUUCGUGUCAGCGUCGAUGAAGUGGCAACAGUUGUCAAGGAGGUGAGCGAUGGAACGAGCACGUGGGCGGAUGUGCUGUGGAAAUACCCGACUCAUUCUUCAUCAACAAACGAGGAAUGAAAGGAAAAAAUUUAAUUUAAUUUUACUGAAAGUUCGUUACAGUUAUACCAUACCUGGGUUUGUGACUUGUUUGUUUGCUUUAAACGGUUGUUGAAAACAUAUUAUAAGAUGCACAAGUUUUUUUAAUUGUAACACUAAAACUUGGCUUCACUUAGUUUUGAUUAUAAGAUUCUGAAUCAGUUUUGUUUAUUU